Molecule: messenger RNA, 3090 nt
Organism: Chiloscyllium plagiosum (whitespotted bambooshark)
Lineage: Eukaryota; Metazoa; Chordata; Chondrichthyes; Orectolobiformes; Hemiscylliidae
Gene: fitm2
Product: fat storage inducing transmembrane protein 2
Biological process (GO): phospholipid biosynthetic process; lipid droplet organization; lipid storage
Cellular component (GO): endoplasmic reticulum membrane
Molecular function (GO): coenzyme A diphosphatase activity
Source: RefSeq, a predicted model, not a curated record
CUCAUCACCCUGGGGGGCUCGCUGCUGAAAGCGAGCCAACCCCUGGCCGACUCCUACUUCUCUAACCGGCGGAAUGCCCUGAAUAUGAACAGAAAAAGCCAUUCCGACCUUCAAACCUGCUGGGCCAAUAAAUAUGACCGUGGCUGAUAAUCCAACUGGAUACCUUGUUCCUGCUUUUUCAUCAUGUCCUUUGAUCUUUUUUGACCUAAUAUCUAUCUACAACUUUCUUGAAAGAUCAUAUAGCAGAUGAUUGUGCAUUCAAACAAGGAACCUUUUGAAGUUAUUUGUUUUAUAUCUUCCUGAGGAAGAGGGAUGAUCCAUAACUAUACCACAGUCCUUUUGGAAAAUCCUCCUCAAGAACAAAAGUACAAGAAAUAGGAACAGGACUAGACCAUAUGGUCCAUCUAUGAUAUAUAAUUUAGUAGCACCAGACAUUCUCAGGUACUUCGUCAAAUUUUCAUGGGGUUGGACCGUGGGCCUGCUAUUUCCCUUUAUUUUCACUUCAAAUUACUUUCUUCAAAGGGAUGUUCUGUUUGCAGUACGUCGUGUAACUUCAUGUCUGGUAGGAACUGGUGUUUGGUUUCUUAGCACAAGGACUUUUCACAUUAUUGAAAAUUUCACAGGUGAGUGCUACGAAUCCCAAAAUAUGACUGUUCUUCAUGAACUUGACAACCUAUACACCUGCAAGAAAAAUGGCCACAUUUGGCUUGGCUUUGACAUCUCUGGACACUCCUUCUUAUUGUCGUACUGUGUACUAAUUAUGACAGAAGAAAUAGCUGUCAUGAAUGAACUUCACAAAGUGGAGCAAAAGCCAGGAAAGGCCAUAGCAACAAUAAUUAAAUCACUGUUUAUUGCUUUAAAUGCCUUGCUUUUGUUGUGGAUUUGGAUGUUUUUUUGUACUGCAGUGUACUUUCAUGAUAUGCCUCAUAAAAUAAUUGGAACUGCUUUUGGAAUUUCUGCCUGGUAUGGAACAUACAGGUUUUGGUAUAAGAAAUCUUUUUCUCCUGGAUUGCCACCUGAAACUGGGAACAAAAAGGAGUAGUAUUCUGAAAUCUUCAAGUAUUGAUGUAAUUUUUGCCAUUCUUUGUAUACAAGUUCUAGGCAUUAUUGAAUUUGUAUUUUUGCAAUGUGAUGUGUAUGUAAAUAUUUACUAUUCUCACGACAUGAAGCUGGCUUAUUUGUUGAGCUCAGAUUAGAGGAAAGGAUUGAUAUUCAACACCAGUUGUGAAGUGCAUCUAAUAUAAUCAGUUUCAAAAUGACAAUGCAAAUAAUAUAACUGAAUAUAACUUUAAAACGCUCAGGAUUCGCUUUUCAAUUGUUUCUUCACUGGGGUGGAUUUUAAAGUUGUUACCUGCGGUACAGAAAAUUAGCUUUCCAAUUUCUGUGUCAGUCUAAACCAAUGGAAGCAGCUUUAUUUUAAAUGAGGAACAUUUAUUUGCAGCUUGCACUGCUUUAGCAUGUCUGCGUACAUAUAGUCACAUAGCAGCCCAGGUGUAAUUACGGAAUAAUAUGUCAUGCGGAUCUUUAUUAUAUAAGAUGCUGGCCAUUAUUCUUUUUUUUAGUUGUUCAGCCACAAAGUGUAACAAUAUUAGCAAUUUUUAAAACUUUAUAGUCUCCUCUAUUUUUGUUUAAAAUCAAAUAAUUACGUGAAUAAGUAGAGCUGGUGGCUAUUCUAUCCAUUUGUCUAAAAUUUACAUUUCUCCACUUUAAUUUUGUUCGUCCAUUCUUCAUUAUUUCUGUUGCAUAAUAUUAAGUGCAAUGUACAUUUAUCUUUAUUACAUCUUUUCAAUCUGUUCUGUGAUUUUUAAAGCAAUUAUGUAAUCAGUAAUUCUAUCAAUAAUCUAUGUCUCCAUUGCUUUUUUGAAUGUUGUUUAAAAACAUUUGAGUAUAAAUGUGAUUGGAAAUAUUCACUCGCAGUACUUAAUAUAAUAAAAGGCAUAAUAGAUUUAGUUAUAAUUGCUGUUACUUAGUAUAAGUACAUAGGUCUGCUAAACCUAACUUUCAACAGAAGUGUAAUCAAUUAGCUAGUCUAACUUCAUAAAAACAAAAGUAAGUCAAACAAAUUGAUUCAACAUGCUUAUCGGGUAGUUACUUUGUUACUGCACCUUUCAGUAAUCUCUUUAUAUAAAUCACUAAACUAUGAAAUCAAAGUUGAGUAAUAUUUGUUGAAUGAUGUCUACAUUUGUUCUUGCAACUCUUAUGUUUAUUCCUCAAGAAUAAAUUAGUUAUUUCUUUCCUGCACUUGGGUUGUUGCUUAAACUGUUAACUUCAUUGUGCCUAAAAUAUUCUGCCUUCAAAGCAUAGUAAUUGUCAACGUCCAUUGCUUAUGAAAGGCAUUGCUGACAAGUUUUGUAUAACAAUAUUUAUAUGAUCUGAUAGACUUAAGAAAUUAUCUUCUCUCUUAUGUAUUGAAGUCCAGUUGUUUUGUUGUAAUCAAUUGAAGAUUUCUUUGUUGUGGAGAGAAAAUUGCUUGGAUAGCAUGUUUAUUUCAUUCUGUGUAUGUGUUGUAUUUUUAAGAGAUAAAUAUGGUUUAAAAAAAAUCAAACUACGUCUAAAAGUGUUAUAAAGUAAAACCUAUAGCACAUGUUUUCCUUUUAACCAGUUUCUAUUCCCAUAGGAAGAAUUUACAUUAAAAGUGUUUAUCUGAUGUACAUUGUAUGCUUUAAAUGUAAUGAAAUAUGUUUUGAAAUGUAAGCUGGUGCUGUUAACCAACAUGUAUGUAGAGUUAAGAGUUGCUAUAGGAUGCAUACAUGCUCUGAAAUGAUCCAUUUGUAAUUAAUAUGUCUAUUUAAGAAAAACUUUUGUAAAUUGGAUGGAGCGUAGAUGUAAUGGUUUGGGAAUUGACACUGCAUACCUAAUUUACUUUCUUUGCAUAAGUAACUUUUUUAAAAAAUGCUUUUAAUGCAAGUGAGAUUGAUUUUUGAAAUGUAAUGAUGCACUGUGAUAUUUAGAUUUCUCCCAGAAUCUAGAGGAAUUCUUUGACCUACUUGCCUCAAUUUGAAACACUAUACAAAGGAAUAAGGCAUGUUAUAUGUUUAGAAUUCAUUAGCUAUGUACUUCUCAUUAAAUAUUUAACAUUUUUAACUAUUA